This is a messenger RNA of Etheostoma spectabile (orangethroat darter), 2011 nucleotides long. RefSeq names its product tubulointerstitial nephritis antigen-like 1 (gene tinagl1). Gene Ontology annotation, biological process: proteolysis. Lineage: Eukaryota; Metazoa; Chordata; Actinopteri; Perciformes; Percidae. The coding region runs from base 256 to 1686 and encodes 476 amino acids. The record is from RefSeq and is a predicted model, not a curated record. Gene Ontology annotation, molecular function: cysteine-type peptidase activity; peptidase inhibitor activity. The transcript has 12 exons.
AGGAGGCAGUGAAGCAGGGGACAGGACAGAGCAUGAAGGGGGGUCGGGGGGAGUGGUUAGCCUUUCUAACUGGCUGUAUAUAGAGAAGACAGUCUGACAAGCCAGAUCCAGUCAGAGAGUGAGGAUACAACACAAGAGAGACUUACUUUUUACCUCUCUACCUGUGGAUGACUUCCUGAGCAACAGAUCAGCAAAGCUCUGCAGUUUUCUCUCGGAUUACAAAACCAGGAUUUGUCUCUCAACUCAAGAUUUAUCAUGAAGCUCUUCCUGUUGACUGUGGCGGCGCUGCUGCUCCUGGUGGUGGGAGAGAGCACUGCAGAAAGAAUCCUGUCUAGAAGGACCAAGAGGGAGCUUGCCAGUCCGCUCCAUGUUGGAGGCAUCAGGGACCCGUUUGGCUCCUACUGCGAGAGGAGAGGAGGAUGCUGCCCAGGCAGAGACGACCUUUGCACGGUUCCCUACCUGGACACCAUCUGCUACUGCGACCUGUUCUGCAACCGCACUGUCUCUGAUUGCUGCCCUGACUUCUGGGGCCAUUGUCUUGGUGUGGAGCCACCUUUCAUAGGCACCUGCGAAAGAAAUGGCAACAAGUUCUUAUCAGGGCAAACAUACAAAGAGAACUGCAAUUUAUGCACAUGUGGGACAACAGGACGCUGGGAGUGUGAGCAGAACGCCUGUCUGAUGGAGCCUGACAUUAUCAAUGCUGUCAACAGAGGAAACUAUGGGUGGCAGGCAGCAAACUACAGUCAGCUUUACGGCAUGACUCUGGACGAGGGCAUCCGGUUCCGCCUGGGCACACAGAGACCCUCCAGGACUAUUAUGAAUAUGAAUGAGAUCCAGAUGAACAUGGAUGCUCAAACUGAUAGUCUGCCACUCUACUUCAACUCAGCAGAGAAGUGGCCAGGAAAGAUUCAUGAACCACUGGACCAGGGCAACUGUGCUGCAUCCUGGGCUUUCUCAACUGCAGCUGUAGCAUCAGACAGAAUCUCCAUCCAGUCAAUGGGUCAUAUGACUCCUCAGCUUUCCCCACAAAAUCUAAUUUCCUGUGACACGCGUAACCAGGGAGGCUGUGCAGGUGGACGCAUCGAUGGAGCCUGGUGGUACCUCCGGCGUAGAGGAGUGGUGACAGACGACUGUUAUCCAUACCGACCUCCGCAGCAAACACCAGCAGAGGUGGGCCGCUGUAUGAUGCAGAGUCGCUCGGUUGGUCGGGGGAAGAGGCAGGCCACACAACGCUGCCCUAACACGGACAACUACCACAACAACAUCUACCAGUCCACACCGCCCUACAGACUCUCAUCCAAUGAAAAGGAGAUCAUGAAGGAGAUUAUGGAUAAUGGCCCUGUGCAAGCUAUAAUGGAGGUCCACGAGGACUUUUUUGUCUAUAAGAAUGGGAUCUACAAACAUACUGACGUCAGCUUUACCAAACCUCCACAAUACCGCAAACACGGCACACACUCAAUCAGGAUCACUGGGUGGGGAGAGGAGAGAAACUUUGAUGGGACAUCCAAAAAAUAUUGGAUUGCUGCCAACUCCUGGGGAAAGAACUGGGGAGAGAACGGCUACUUCCGUAUCGCUCGCGGGGACAAUGAGUGUGAGAUUGAAACAUUUGUGAUUGGUGUGUGGGGCAGGAUCACGAUGGAGGACAUGCACAACCAUCAUCACCACCAUCGUCGCAGACACAAUUAGAGACAAAGCAGAUGUGUAAAAUCUCACAGAGACCUUUUUUGUUUUUAAUUUGUUUUCAAGAGUCUCAGAAUUUAAGCACAUUCCCUUACCCCUCAAGCUGGCUGUGACAGCCACAAAAAUCAACCCCAGAGCCCCUAAACCCUCUCUUUUUAUAUGAUACUUCACUCUGGGGAUCAAUACAAUCCCUGUUCUCUUCCAUCUGAGAACAACACUCCGUACUUUCCUUGUAACUUGAGGUUUAUGGCACCAAAUAAAACAAAGAUAAACUCAGCUAAGUUAAAGUUCUUUUAUGUUGCCUUAUAAUUAUGCACCUCAGGUACCUACU